Molecule: messenger RNA, 1019 nt
Organism: Neocloeon triangulifer
Lineage: Eukaryota; Metazoa; Arthropoda; Insecta; Ephemeroptera; Baetidae
Exons: 5
Coding region: 117-719 (200 amino acids)
Source: RefSeq, a predicted model, not a curated record
UCAAUAAGCUUUCUGCGCAGAGCACACCCAAGGCUCGGCCCUUGCAUCAAAGCGUGCAAAUUGCAAAUUAUCACAUCGCAUUUCAUACUUUUCGUCUUUAAUUAAAAAGUGCGAAAAUGUCGCUGCAAAUUCUGGACCCAGAGAGUGUCGACUACGGCAAGUCCAAAGUGAACGAAGAGCUGGAUUUUUUGGCAUCGGGUGGCGCAAACGGCGGCAGCGGUCUAUUAGGCGCAACAACACGACUCACAGGAGAUCACGCCGCAGAUAGCAACUGUCCACAAACAGGUCCGACGGGCAGAGCGGGCGACUACGUCCAGAUUGAUCGAGUCACCUACUACGUCGAUGCGGCCAGCCAGGUGAAUUAUUUUGAUGCGACCGAAACUUGUGACAAAAUGGGCAUGAGGCUUCUUCGAUUAGAUACUUUAGCUAAAAGGAAACUGAUUAUUUCCACAUUAAAUGAAACUGCAGCUUUUAGUGAUAAGUACAUCUGGACUUCUGGGCGGCGCGGAGAGAACGUUUACUCCGGUGUGUGGUUUUGGGGUUACAACGUGACGCUUGGUACUCGGAUAAAAAAGUUUGACUGGGCUCCUGACAUGCCCUUCUGGCCCGCACACGACUACACAAGUUGCAUUUCCUUUUUGCCUAGGUUGGGCGCCUGGGAGGAUCACUUGUGCGAAUACGUACAAAUGGGAUUCAUAUGCCAACCGCUGAAACACUGAAUUGAAAAAUAAAUUAAUAAAAUUUUUCAAAAAGUUGUGAUGAGAAUUCUUUGCCCUAAUUUUUGUUCACUUGGCACGAAGGAGGGCGAUCAAAGCUAACACGCUGCCAAAUUCGCAAAUAAUGCCGGGAAAAUUGCCAGUUGGCAGAGCCAAAUCUCACCAAAUCUCUCUUUAAUCAGCCUGUGGCGUGGGCGGGCGUUUGCUUUGUUAUUUAAAUUUUGAAAUCAUAUUGCACAUAGAAGAGAAAUAUUAAAAUUAAAAAAAUUAUCAUGUAACUUUAUAUUUACAAAUUUAUUCUGA